GUUUAUUCAAUCGUUCCUUAUCCCUUUACAGCAUCACCUUUCAUCGCCUCGGCCAGCCGCCAUGAUUGUCUUCUACCUCCUGCUUUUUGUUGCAACCUUUUAUGUGCUCCUCAAGCACUUCCUUUCAAAGAUUCAAAACUUUCCGCCGAGCCCUUUCCCCACCCUCCCCGUCAUCGGUCAUCUCUACCUUCUAAAGAAACCUCUCCACCGCACUCUAACCACCAUAUCAAACCGCUACGGUCCCGUAGUUCUUCUCAACUUUGGCUAUAGACCCAUCCUCAUCGUCUCUUCCCCGUCCGCAGCAGAGGAAUGCUUCACCAGAAACGACAUCAUCUUUGCGAACCGCCCACGCCUGCUCAUUGGAAAAUACGCCGGCUACAACUACACCACCCUAACUUGGUCCUCCUACGGCGACCACUGGCGAAAUCUCCGCCGAAUCUCGUCCCUCGAAAUUCUCUCCUCCCAGCGUAUCCAAACGCUGUCCCAUAUACGCAUUGAUGAGGUUCGUUCGCUCAUAUCCCGGCUUUUACGUACUGAUCAGAAGCAGGCGGUCGAUAUGAAAUCGACGUUCUUUGAACUGACACUUAAUGUAAUCAUGAGGAUGAUUGCUGGGAAGCGGUAUUGUGGGGACAGGGUGGAGGAAGCAGAAGAAGCCAGCAAGUUUCGGGAGAUGGUUGCCGAAAACUUUCGAUUGGGUUCUGUAUCGAAUAUCGAAGAUUUCUUGCCGAUGUUGAGGUGGGCAGGAAAUGGAGUGGUGAAGAGAUUGAUUAAAUUGCAGCAAAAGAGAGAUAGUUUGAUGCAGAGCUUGAUAGAGGAACAUAGAAGAAUGAGAUCAUGCGGUGCAGAGAAUUAUACGAAGAAUAAGAAGAACAAGACGAUGAUUGAAGUUUUGCUAGACUUGCAAGAAUCGCAACCUGAAUACUACAAGGAUGAGAUUAUCAGAGGCAUCAUGUUGGUCAUAAUAGCAGGUGGAACCGACACUACAUCGUCAACCAUGGAAUGGGCAAUGUCCCUUUUGCUCAACAAUACUCAUGUUAAAAAGAAAGUGCAGACAGAAAUCGACACUGUUGUGGGACAUGAUCGCCUGAUUGAUGAAUCCGAUUUACCUAAGCUCCCAUAUCUUCAUUGCAUUAUAAACGAAACGUUGCGAAUGUAUCCGCCAGGCCCAUUGCUUAUACCGCACGAGUCUUCGGAGGAUUGCCAACUGGGUGGCUUUCAUGUCCAACGGGGCACUACGAUAUUGGUGAAUAUGUGGGCCAUACAUCGUGACCCUAACAUUUGGGAGGACCCCACGAGUUUCAGGCCAGAGAGAUUUGAAGGUUGUGAAGGGAUAAAAGAUGGGUUGAAGUUCAGAUUCUUGCCUUUUGGGUCGGGGAGGAGGGGCUGUCCUGGGGAGAACUUGGCCAUGCGCAUGGUUGGCUUGGCUUUGGGUUCACUGCUACAGUGCUUUGAAUGGAAGAAGAUUGGUGAGGAAAUGGUGGAAAUGAGGGAACAGGAUACUGGUCUGACCCUGACCAAGGCUCAACCAUUGAAAGCUUAUUGUCGCCCACGUCCAUCCAACCUCAACCUUCUUUCACAAGUUUGAAUUUCACUUCAGCAUCAAUAGUUAUCGAACUUUUCGCUAGAUUCCGCCGAUCAUUGCAAGUGAAUAAUUCAUAUAAAUUCUAAAUAGAUAAGUUUUGUAUUAUAUUUUGUAGAUUUGAUUUAUUAUAACCCUCUUUCCAAUGCAUCUAUUAUGGUGUUCUUGGUGUCAUGUAUAAAUUUUUAAAUUUAUUUUUUCUUUUCACUUAUCA
This is a messenger RNA of Carya illinoinensis, 1793 nucleotides long. RefSeq names its product cytochrome P450 81Q32-like. The transcript has 2 exons. Lineage: Eukaryota; Viridiplantae; Streptophyta; Magnoliopsida; Fagales; Juglandaceae. Gene Ontology annotation, molecular function: iron ion binding; heme binding; oxidoreductase activity, acting on paired donors, with incorporation or reduction of molecular oxygen. The coding region runs from base 62 to 1585 and encodes 507 amino acids. The record is from RefSeq and is a predicted model, not a curated record.